AUGCUGUCUAAAAGAAUCUCUCGAACAUCUGACGAUCUCGAUGCACCUUGGAGACAUACUCCUCGGUUCCAGAAGUAUGAUCCAGUAGCGAACCCGGAUGGAGUUGCUCUCGUUACGAAGGAGCUCGAGCAAUUUGCAAACUCUGGUAAUAUACACAUCCCAGGAGCUGCUUUUAUGUAUGGAUACAGUACGGCGGGCGGACAACGUUUCCCCAAAGCUCUAGCAGCACACCUCAAUGAGUAUUUCCAUCCAUAUAAGCCGCUGACUGGGGAUGAUAUCUUGGCAACCGGGACAGCAACAGCGCUUCAUGAAAUUCUAGCUUUCAGCUUCGGCGAUCCUGGCGAUGGAGUUCUCAUCAGUCGGCCAUGUUAUGGACGAUUUGAGCUCGAUUUUGGCAACAAAGCAGAGAUGCCCGUGGUCUGGGCUGAUUCUAAUGCGGAAAGUUCCUUCAACCCAGAGGUUGUAACGUACCUUGGGGAGAAGCUGCUUCAAUCAAACGCAGCUGGAACCAAAAUCAAGGCCCUCCUUAUAGUGAAUCCGCAUAAUCCUCUUGGACGCUGUUAUCCAAGAGAAACCCUUGUUUCUUUAAUGGCGUUUUGUCAGAAGCACCGCAUACACUUCAUCAGCGACGAGGUUUAUGCUUCCACUGUAUUUGACUCAGGAGAGCCCGACACUUAUCCCUUUACAUCCGUGCUUUCCAUUGAUCCAACGGGAAUUAUUAAUGAAGAUCUUGUUCACGUUGAAUAUGGCAUGGCCAAAGAUUUUGGUUCCGCCGGCCUACGUGUAGGCGCACUGAUUACCCGCAACGCUGCCCUCCAGAAGGGAUUUCAAAGCGUUAUUCGCUUCCACAGUCCCUCUGGGAUGUCGGUCACCGUGGCAAGCGCUAUGCUUGAAGAUAGAGAGUGGUGCAGAAAGUUUCUAGAAACGGCACAGAGCCGUAUUUCUGGGGCUUUCAGACUAGUCACGACUGAGCUGUCUAAUAUCGGCGUUGAAUAUCUCCGUGGCACGAAUGCUGGUCUCUUCCUUUGGAUUGACUUGUCUUCUUAUCUUCCACCAGAGAGUUCCGGCCUGUCUAAAUCUGAAAGAGAGUUCUCUCUGGCUCAGAAACUGCUGGAUGGCGGAGUUUUCCUUCAUCCUGGUGAGGAGCAUGCUCUUGAGGCUGGCUGGUUUAGGCUAGUCUAUACACAUGACCCUCGCAUAGUCUGUGAAGGGAUUAAACGGAUCCAUUCUGUUCUUGAGAAACUCUCAUGGUAG
Molecule: messenger RNA, 1254 nt
Organism: Trichoderma aggressivum f. europaeum
Lineage: Eukaryota; Fungi; Ascomycota; Sordariomycetes; Hypocreales; Hypocreaceae
Exons: 5
Coding region: 1-1254 (417 amino acids)
Biological process (GO): biosynthetic process; amino acid metabolic process
Molecular function (GO): transaminase activity; pyridoxal phosphate binding
Source: RefSeq, a predicted model, not a curated record